Lates calcarifer (barramundi perch) is the source of this 4246-nucleotide messenger RNA. RefSeq names its product protein tyrosine phosphatase non-receptor type 22 (gene ptpn22). Gene Ontology annotation, cellular component: cytoplasm; nucleus. The coding region runs from base 875 to 3445 and encodes 856 amino acids. Gene Ontology annotation, molecular function: non-membrane spanning protein tyrosine phosphatase activity. NCBI's taxonomy places the organism in Eukaryota, Metazoa, Chordata, Actinopteri, Centropomidae. Gene Ontology annotation, biological process: peptidyl-tyrosine dephosphorylation. The transcript has 26 exons. The record is from RefSeq and is a predicted model, not a curated record.
UUUUUGUUUUUAUUCAUACUAAUUUUAAUAUUAAGUUGGUUAUAUAAAAAGGAAGUCUUGAAUGGGUGACUCAAUGCCUUUAGUUCCUUGAAACAGUGGUUCUGUCAUUUCUCUUAAAACCCUGUAGUGAAAUUAGAAAUGUGGACUGCCCACUGAACGAAAUUACAGUAAGCUGAUACAUUUGAGUUUUACAAGAAAUGGCAGAGUUUACUUGAUAGCAUUCCAUCUCAAAUACUGUGGAGUGGUUUACCAAAACAAAUGGCGACUGUGGACAUAUAGUAGGCAUCUGUGAAGACCUCGAGUUGACUGGGUUGCUGCUAAUUUCUGGCUCAGAACAUCAGGAUUUUCAGGAUUCUCUUCACCACUCCUGCUGCUGCCUCCAUCCCUAACCACAUCCCUCCACCACUCCUCUUGUGUGUCCUGAAUGUUGUCCAACAGGCAAAACUGCCUGUGUUGCACUCUGACUUUGGGUAGGAACAGCUGUUCAUGCCUGUUUACAUGCACAAGUGUGUGGCCCACUCUCUUUGUGGGUGUUUCCCUCCCAUUUCCUCUGUGACACUGUCAUGCAAUCAAACACCGGGGUGACUUUAGGACCCAGUGACAGCAGACACCUAGGAGGCGCGGCAACGUUUUUAAUAGGAGCACAGAACCUGUUAGCUUACUCUUGCUUCCUCUAAGACAGUUUCACAGUUUCCUCACAAUAGUUCCUUGAUGUGACAGUCGCAAUAGAGAAGUGCUCUGUGUAGCAACAACAGAAGUGCCACAGCCCUGAACCCAAGCCUUGGCGACCGUACUCCAUGACCCGUGGACGAGGACCUUUGUGUCCUGACAUGCCUGUGAAAGGUGCCCUAUCUCAGGCAGUGCAUAGCCAGCCAUGGAUCAGCAGGCCUGGAUACUGAGGAGCUUACUGGUCGAGCUGGAGAGACAGGAGGCUGCAGAUGAUGAGACACUGAAUGGCAUUGCUGCAGAGUUUGCCAGGUUGAAAAGCCAGUCAACCAAGUACCGCACUGACAAGACCUACCCCACCAAGACAGCAGAAAAGCAGGAAAACAUCAAGAAGAACAGAUACAAGGACAUUGUUCCGUUUGACCACAGCAGAGUAAAGCUCACUUUCACCACAACUAAAAAUGACACCGACUACAUCAACGCCAGUUUCAUCAAGGGAGUGUCAGGUUCGAGGGCAUACAUUGCUACUCAGGGCCCUCUGCCCCACACAGUACUGGAUUUCUUGAGGAUGCUUUGGGAAUACAACAUACAGGUUGUAGUGAUGGCCUGUCGAGAGUUUGAGAUGGGGAAGAAAAAAUGUGAGCGCUACUGGCCACAGAAACAAGAGCAGCCCUUUGUUUGUGAGCCUUUUACAGUUUACUGUGAUUCUGAGGAAAGUAGAGGAGAUUAUUUGACAAGGAUGUUAAGGAUCACUUACCGCAAUUCUAGCCGAACUUUGAAACAGCUGCACUAUGUCAACUGGCCAGAUCACGGUGUACCAGACUCCAUCCCUCCCAUUCUGGAAAUGUUGCAUGAAAUGCGUUCCUAUCAGGCUCAUGAUGACAUCCCUAUCUGCAUCCACUGCAGUGCUGGCUGUGGUAGAACAGGAGCCCUGUGUGCCAUUGAUUAUACAUGGAAUCUCCUGAAGAAACAGAUGAUCAGUCUAGGUUUCAACAUCUACGACUUAGUUCAAAACAUGAGAACCCAGAGGCCUUCCGUGGUUCAAACCAAGGAACAAUAUGAGCUGGUGUACAGAACCAUCAAGUUACUGUUUCAGAGACAUUUGCAGUCCAUGGAUGCACAGACCAGCAGAAAUGAGGUGACAAUGGUCCCAUCUGCCAUCACACCUGACGCUGAACAUGACCUCUUGGAUCUGAGUGAUGAGUUGGAAUUGAUGCCACAAUUCCAGAACCUGCUGGAUGAGGAGAGGGAUGUUUUAGCACAAUACCACACAUCCUUGCCGUUCACAUCAGAAAAUCACAUUGCCUUGACAGCCAAGGGCGAGCUGAUGGAACAGCAGCAAUGGCAACAUGCCUUUUCUGAUACUUGGGCCACCACCCAAAACCCACUGGAGGGACCCAGGACCUCACCCAAACUGGUGCAUGUGAGCCAGAGAGCCCCUGCAGUACAAGAGAGUAUACAGGAGAGUGAUGACAUACCGUCACUGAACCCUCCACCUGCACCAGCUGUGGCAGAAGCCAUUUGUCUGAUGGUGGAGGACCCCUACUUUGACAAUCCUAUGAGCUCCCCUUCGUCAGAUGGAGUACCCAUGAACCCCUCUGAGGACGCCAAACAAUGGACAGAUAGCCCUAUCUUCAGCAAACCCUUGCUGUGUCUGAAUGAACAGACUCUGGAGUUUACCUCUCCUGUCUCAGGUACUAUUGAAGCUCAUACAGAUGAGGAUGAACCUCCUCCACUUCCUGAACGAACCCCUGAAUCCUAUGUGCUGGCUGUGGACACAGAGCACUCAGAUCCCUGUGAAAGGUUAUCAGUUAUCAUUCCACCUAAUGCUGCUGCUGAGGCUGUCAGGGAGUUGGGAGGCAGCCCCCCGUCACCUGUCCCCCCACUUCCAGAGAGAACCCCAGAAUCAUUUGAGUUGGCUAUUGAUCAAGCUCCUGUGGAGCAGAACUUAGAGGUCAGGCCAGCAGUGAACCUAAACAGAAUAGGAAUGUCUUCAGAAUGGUCUGGUAACUCAAAGCCAGCUGCCAAUGCAUCUGACAAUGAGACAAAACCUUGGGUGAGGAGUAAGAGUUUGAAAGCAAACCUUACCUUCAAAGUUACAGCACCAGGAACACAUCUUGAUCUUACAUCAAAUACAACUUCAAACCUCCAUCCUAUCUAUCCGCCUCUGGACCAACUCACUCCUUCGCUGCUUUCUCACUCUGAAGACAGUCUGACUCCUCCCCUUCCUGACAGAACCCCAGACUCCUUCAUCCCCAAAACAGAAGAGACAGUUCAUGAGGAAACUGCCCUCUGUCCACUGCCCUUAGAAACCACACAGCCCUCACCAAGGGUAGGCAUGUCAUCUGAGUGGGAUGGCACUUCUCAGCCCAAGAAAUUCCUCGAUGUUGUCAUGACCAGAAGCAAGACUGUUAGAGCUAAAAGUUCUAAACAAGAGCCCCUUAUUGCAGUUCGGCAGCUCGCUCCACCUCCUGUGGUCGUGGCUGGAGCAGGAAGUGCACAAGUGGGACAGCAUGAUGUGAACCACAGGUCCUCCAUGAAUGCUGAGACACCCGGAAACAAAUCAGACAAAAGCAACGAGAAGGGGAUGUCUAGAACAAAGAGUCUGAAGUUUUUUAGACACAAACAAAAACCUAAAAUUGCUCCUCCACCACCUCCUGAUCAACCUGGAACACCACCUCCAACAUAUGGUGCCUCGUUUUCAGUAUUCAAAUUUGGAUUUGGGAACCGUUUUGGUAAGCCAAAAGGCCCCAGGAGUUACCCAGAGACUUGGAUUUGAUGCAGCCACCCCUCUCUAAACAUCAAAGGUAGAGCUGUUCUUCUAACAAUGAUUGUAAUACUUGCAUCGCUAAAGGACUUCAAGAUCACAUACAGUGGCCUUGAAAAGCACCAAAGACUGCUUCUUUUUGUCUUGCACAGCACAGUAGCACCCUCAGCAGAGAACAAACAGAAAGUGUCUCAUUACCAGCUUUCAUGCAUUUUGUACUGUAUAUGAACUAAAGUUGAUUUUAACUACUGACCAGUGCCUCAUUGAACAACAUGGACAGCCACUUGGACCAAUGAUUUGAACAUUUAAUUAAAAUCUCAGGAGUGUCUCUCUAUGGAGUAAUAUGCAAUCUGCAGUGAGAAAUUUUACACCUCUUGUUCAAGGCAAUGCUGUUAAACUUACUGUAUGAGAAAUAUAUUUAGUUGUGUGUGUGUGUGUGUGUGUGUGUGUGUGUGUGUGUGUGUGUGUGUGUGUGUUUGUGCUUUUGGCAUGAAAUAAGAAAAUGGGUAUAACUUUGCAUCUAGUUCAUCAACAUAUCAGUUUUUUUCUGUUAUAAAGACAACACACUUUGUAUCAUUCAGACUAUCAUGUGUGUCAUUUAGUUUUGUUUCUAUGCCAUAAUUCACACACUCAUCUGUAGUUUUUAAGUAAUUUUAAAAGCAUCUUUUAAAAGCAUCAAACAUGUGAAAAAGCAUAUCUUAAAGUACAGUGAAUGUGAUGCAUAUUGAAUAUGCAUAUAAUGUAACUGUCCAUUUAAACUGUGUUACAUAAACUGGUUACACACAAAAUUAUUUAUUAAAAAUAUAGAAAGUC